Molecule: messenger RNA, 720 nt
Organism: Pollicipes pollicipes
Lineage: Eukaryota; Metazoa; Arthropoda; Thecostraca; Pollicipedomorpha; Pollicipedidae
Product: U-scoloptoxin(16)-Er13a
Exons: 3
Coding region: 9-389 (126 amino acids)
Source: RefSeq, a predicted model, not a curated record
UCUUCAUCAUGAUCAAGUACGUGCUGCUGGCGGCCUGCGCCGUGCAUCUGGCUGCGGCCGUGCACACGCAUCAGGAGUACUUCGUCUCACCUGCGCCAGGUCACGCCGACGAGUGUCAGGACAACCGGACGGGCGUGCGCUCCAAGGUGGGCGAGUCCUGGACCACCACCGGCUGCAAGCAGGCCACCUGCGUACUGCGCGAGAACGCCGCCGGAAAGAUGCAGCUCACCAUCGCCGAAGACUCGUGUCCGAUCAUCGCGCAAAAGCCCGGCUGCCGCAGGACGGCCGUCUCCCGCACCAAGAAAUUCCCCCACUGCUGCCCGAGGUUGCAGUGCCGGAAGACCACCGGCGGCAAGGUGGUGUCGGUGCCAUACAGGCCCCGAAAAUGAGGCGCCCCAGCAGGCGGCCCCGCCGCGAGCCUUGGCAGGAGCUCAUGGACGGUGGACGUCGGGCACCAGGGGGCACCGGCGUCCAGCCGCCGCCGGUGCCCCUGGCUCCUGCGUCCAAAUUCACAGGCGCAGAGCGAUUUAUCCGUCUGGCACGUGAUUCUCACCCAGUGCACCGCUGUCCUGGAAAUGUUCUUGUAUCAGUGAGUGGCUUCUCUGGCGGCAUGUGUUGCGUAAUUUACACGGAAGAGGGCAGGCCCAUGUCUACACCCAUGUCGUUCCCACGCGAAAAGUGACAUCUCAUCGUGUAAUAAAUGUGAUGUGUGAUACAGUU